AUGAUUCACCCCUGCACCCCGAAAACGUUUUCAUCUUGCGACAUUCGCUUCAGGUACUUGGCAGAUUCCGGGGACUCUGGCUACAGCCUUUCUGGGGAGCUGCGGUGGGGUCCGAACGUCAGUUGUGAGGUCGAGGAGAUUGUGAUCGAUGGAUACCAGGUGUGGCUUGUAAAUGAGUGCGGCGAUCAGCUCGAGUUGUUGGGCAGUGUCGAGAAGCAGUCCGACUGGCGGCCGGAAAUGCUGACCUGCUGCGACGCAUCCUGGUAUGCCGUUUACUUGGGCCGCACGGAUGUUUCUCGAGACGUGGCCGCCUUCGCCAUUGUACCUUAUCGCGGCGCUCAGACGUUUGGAGCUUCUGUAUUGCCCAUACUCCACCACACGCCGAUUCCCACCACCACAGUGACGACAAGUACAAGGAUCACCUCGACCUUUACGGAUUUGAGCCCGGUCCGUGUGGACGGCUGCCUCAGCGUUCUCAUGGCAGAUCCCUCUGAGUUCGAAGAUCACGCUGACUUGGUGGCGCAGGCUAUACAGGCUGCCGUCUCAUCUGCAGCGGGUGCUGUGAUCCAGCCCGAGUACGUCCAACAUGUGUCGACGACGUUCGGGCAGAGCUGCCUGGAUGCUGAUGCAAGGAGGCGUCUCCAAGAUGUGCUCUCGAAUCGGACUGUCUCGAUCUCCAUCAUCUUUGCGGUGUUCAUCCCGCCGUACGUUCCCGACCGGCAAGCUGUAGCAGAAAAUGUCAGCGGCACGCUGGAGUUGCUACCACCGGAGCAAGCAUCCCAACUCCUCACCCGAGAGAUGCAGAAGUACGAAGCCUUGGAAAAUGUCACGGUGACUGUCCAAGCAGUGGUCAUGAACGCCGUGUCCACGACUGCCACCAGCACCCACACCACUGCGACGAGCACCUCUGCUACCAGCACCUCUGCUACCAGCACCACUGCAAGACUGGCAGAGGCAGCGGCAGAUGUGCUGCCCGUUGGCGUCAUCAUCGCCUGCAUCCUGACCACUCUCUGCUUAUUGGUGUUGAUCUUCGUACUGCUUUACUGGCGGAUGCGCCGUCGGUUGGCAGAGGCCGACAUCGAGCCUCCACUGAAGCGUAAGGAGCCCACAGAGGAGGUCAAAAAGGAGGUCGAAGUGCCCCGAGAAGUGCAGGUCUACUUCCCCGAAGAGGAGGAACAUCGAGCAGAAUUCGUGGGAGUGAGAGAAGCUGCACAACAGAUCGAAGUGCCAGAGGAAAUGGAGGAAGUUGAGGUCUACUUCCCCGAAGACAUCGAGGAGCGCGCAGAGGCUCUCGAGGUGAUGAGUGAGGCCCGCGAUUCGAGGAGCAAGCCCUCAACUCCUUCACGACGUGUUGACUAUAGUGCCUUGGACAUGGCGCUGCCGGUCUGCGACUGGAAUUGGGACGAGGCUGCUGCUCCCGACAUGGUCACUCCCACUGCGACUAGAGGGGAAAAUGGACAGCCAGCCCC
This is a messenger RNA of Symbiodinium sp. CCMP2456, 1469 nucleotides long. The record is from the annotation of a GenBank genome assembly. Lineage: Eukaryota; Dinophyceae; Suessiales; Symbiodiniaceae.